Messenger RNA from Thermothelomyces thermophilus ATCC 42464, 1080 nucleotides. RefSeq lists its product as uncharacterized. Gene Ontology annotation, biological process: intracellular signal transduction; protein phosphorylation. Bases 1 to 1080 code for a protein of 359 amino acids. The transcript has 4 exons. Gene Ontology annotation, molecular function: protein serine/threonine kinase activity; ATP binding. The record is from RefSeq and is a predicted model, not a curated record. Gene Ontology annotation, cellular component: cytoplasm. NCBI's taxonomy places the organism in Eukaryota, Fungi, Ascomycota, Sordariomycetes, Sordariales, Chaetomiaceae.
AUGGCUGCCCGGUGCUUAUUGAUGCCCUCGCCGCGUAAGCUACCCGACUUUGGCAUCUCGCGCGAGGGAGACACCCUCAAGACCUUCUGCGGCACGUACGCCUACCUGGCUCCCGAGGUCUACGAGGGAAAGAGCAUCACGCGGCGCCGGCGGCCCACUUAUACGGCCCUUGUAGAUGUCUGGUCGCUAGGUGUUGUUCUCGCCAGGCUCCUGUGCGGACUACCCAAACAGGAGGAAAUAGACGAGUAUAUGGGAGUGGAAUGGUGCGAGAGCAUCCGCGAGGGGGUGGAACGGGCCCUCCGGCAGGGUUACCGCCAAGGCCGACGACAGGAUCUGCUGUCGUUCGUUCUGGAAUCGAUGCUCUGCCUCGACCCAGACGACCGAGAGACGGCGGCAGAGUGCCACAAGGCGGCCCUCAGACUCCUCCUGUUCGACAGCAACAGCGUUCCUGAAAGCGACAACGACCGAGGAGAAGCGGACGGCCACCACCAGCACCAGCAGUCGGACACCGAAGCGUCUACAAUCCUCGCUGGGAAGGCGGAUGGGAGCUUGUCGUCGCUCAGCAGAUACAUUGACCACACGGACGAACUGCUGGGACGGCGACGGGACCGCUCCUGCAGGGCCCCGUCUCCGGAGACGGUGGUCCCGCUCCAUGUAGGGCAGCUGCUGGAAAAGCUCCGCAAUCCCCACGACGGCCUCUUUUGCAAAUCCAGCUUCGGAGAGGCCUCGGACUCGGAUUCUGGCUCGGACUGCAGCACCAGCGCGCCUGCGACCGUCAUGAUAGCUCGGGACACCGUCGUCGAGCCGCAGACCCAGCAGCAGGAGCAGGAGGAUAGGCCGUCGGAUGCCCCAAUCCGGGAGGCGCUUGUCAAUUACCUCAACAACGGGACUGGUGCGACGCUCUCGGUCAAGAGAUCCAGGCCCGCCAGCAGGAGUCCUGGUUCUAAAAGCCCUCGGGUAUUGUCGGCUGGGGGAGCAGACGGCGGUGUAGGAGAUGGUCUGAGUGCGAGGACGGCGAAGAGGAAUAGGACUGUGCUGGGGGCGGGACCGGAUGGGCUGAGCGAAUCGGCGGUCAUAUAA